This is a messenger RNA of Ilex paraguariensis (yerba mate), 571 nucleotides long. The record is from the annotation of a GenBank genome assembly. NCBI's taxonomy places the organism in Eukaryota, Viridiplantae, Streptophyta, Magnoliopsida, Aquifoliales, Aquifoliaceae.
AUGAAUAUCAAUCCUAGCAUUUCUGGUAGUCUUACUGCCAUUCUCAACAUAGCAAUUCCUUGCAUUAAAAAACUUGGAUCGACUGUAUGUUUCCUUCCACCUGUAUGGAGACCCCAGCAACAUCAUGUCGAAAUAGGAAGUAAUUUUGGAAAACCAAAUAACACAGUUCUGGUUAACGAAGGUUCACUACAUGAGGAAAAUUUGGAUAAUUCAAUCAAGAUUACGGAGGAAGGGAAUCAUUCUGGGAAAGAUAAUUGCACAUCUCAUACUUCAGUCCAGUCAUUGCAAGUCAAUGAUGAUAUGCAAGGAUUGGAUCCUCCAGUCAUUGAUGCUGCUCAAGUCAAGGAUGAGAAUGUAGAGAAGAGCAAAGAGGUUGCUUUGGAUGAUGAGAGAGGUCUGACAUGUUCAAGAGAACCUCCUGAUAAGGGUUUUCAAACAGAUGAUGAGCUCUCUACUACUCUGGCAUGUAUUGAUGUUGAUUCUCAAAGUUCAGAUACUAGUGAAAAUUAUGUGGCAGCUAUGCAGCCUAAGGACUUUGUUUAUUCAGGUGUUGUAACCAGAUCAAAAACUG